Molecule: messenger RNA, 2892 nt
Organism: Nannospalax galili (Upper Galilee mountains blind mole rat)
Lineage: Eukaryota; Metazoa; Chordata; Mammalia; Rodentia; Spalacidae
Gene: Has2
Product: hyaluronan synthase 2
Exons: 4
Coding region: 538-2196 (552 amino acids)
Biological process (GO): extracellular matrix assembly; hyaluronan biosynthetic process
Molecular function (GO): hyaluronan synthase activity
Source: RefSeq, a predicted model, not a curated record
GACCCCCAAGUUGGAGGAGGCAGAAAGGCAGCAACAGCGAGGAAGGAGAAGUCAAGACGUCUGGAAAGAAUUAUCCAGUCCUGGCUUCGAGCAGCCCAUUGAACCAGGGACUUGAACCAGCCAAAGACUUUUCUCUCCAUUCUGCGCUUCCUGAGUUCUGCUAAGUCUGAACCAGGCUUUUUACUUGAUGAGAAAAAGACUUUCCGUUAUCGGAGUGAGGGGAUUGGAGCAAAUAUCAAAACAGAGCAAAAAACUAAUUUAUUUUUAAAACACAUUUUUAAAAAUUAGAAGAUUUAAGUGCAACUGAAAUAAUAAAGAGAAUAUUAGUGAAAUUUCUUCUUAAAGCGGGGAGAAACAAGCGUUUAAGUCUCCCGCAUCAUUUUUUAAAUGUUGUUUUUAAAUUUCUUAUUUUUUUUGGCCGGUCGUCUCAAAUUCAUCUGAUCGCUUAUUACCUCAGUUUUGGAAACUGCCUCCCACCUACCCUCCGGGACCACACAGACAGGCUGAGGACGACUUUAUGACCAAGAGUUAAACAAGAUGCAUUGUGAGAGGUUUCUAUGCAUCCUGAGAAUAAUUGGAACCACACUCUUUGGAGUCUCUCUCCUUCUCGGAAUCACAGCUGCUUAUAUUGUUGGCUACCAGUUUAUCCAAACGGAUAAUUAUUAUUUCUCUUUCGGACUGUAUGGUGCCUUUUUAGCAUCACACCUCAUCAUUCAGAGCCUGUUUGCCUUUUUGGAGCACCGGAAAAUGAAAAAAUCCCUUGAAACCCCCAUUAAACUGAACAAAACCGUUGCUCUUUGCAUUGCUGCCUAUCAAGAAGAUCCAGACUACUUAAGGAAAUGUUUGCAAUCUGUGAAAAGACUGACCUACCCUGGGAUUAAGGUGGUCAUGGUCAUAGAUGGGAACUCAGAUGACGACCUUUACAUGAUGGACAUCUUCAGCGAAGUCAUGGGCAGGGACAUAUCAGCCACUUACAUUUGGAAGAACAACUUCCACGAAAAGGGACCUGGUGAGACAGACGAGUCCCAUAAAGAAAGUUCACAACAUGUAACCCAGUUGGUCUUGUCUAACAAAAGUGUCUGCAUCAUGCAAAAAUGGGGUGGAAAAAGAGAAGUCAUGUACACAGCCUUCAGAGCACUGGGACGAAGUGUGGACUAUGUACAGGUGUGUGAUUCAGACACCAUGCUUGACCCUGCCUCAUCUGUGGAGAUGGUGAAGGUUUUAGAAGAAGACCCCAUGGUUGGAGGUGUUGGAGGAGAUGUCCAGAUUUUAAACAAAUAUGAUUCCUGGAUCUCCUUCCUUAGCAGUGUGAGGUACUGGAUGGCUUUUAAUAUAGAAAGGGCCUGCCAGUCAUAUUUUGGGUGUGUCCAGUGUAUUAGUGGACCUCUGGGAAUGUACAGAAACUCCUUGCUGCAUGAGUUUGUGGAAGACUGGUACAAUCAGGAAUUCAUGGGCAACCAGUGCAGUUUUGGUGAUGACAGGCAUCUCACGAACCGGGUGCUGAGUCUGGGCUAUGCAACAAAAUACACAGCGCGAUCCAAGUGCCUUACUGAGACACCUAUAGAAUAUCUCAGGUGGUUGAAUCAGCAGACCCGCUGGAGCAAGUCCUACUUCCGGGAGUGGCUGUACAAUGCCAUGUGGUUUCACAAACAUCACUUGUGGAUGACCUACGAAGCGGUUAUCACUGGAUUCUUCCCUUUCUUUCUCAUUGCCACAGUUAUCCAGCUCUUCUACCGCGGUAAAAUCUGGAACAUCCUCCUCUUCCUGUUAACUGUCCAGCUAGUGGGCCUCAUAAAGUCAUCUUUUGCCAGUUGCCUUCGAGGAAAUAUCGUCAUGGUCUUCAUGUCUCUGUAUUCAGUGUUAUACAUGUCAAGUUUGCUUCCCGCCAAGAUGUUUGCGAUUGCAACCAUAAACAAAGCUGGGUGGGGCACAUCUGGAAGGAAAACCAUUGUUGUUAAUUUCAUAGGACUCAUUCCUGUGUCAGUGUGGUUUACAAUCCUCCUAGGUGGUGUGAUUUUCACCAUUUAUAAGGAAUCUAAAAAGCCAUUUUCUGAAUCCAAACAGACGGUUCUCAUUGUGGGAACCUUGAUCUACGCAUGCUAUUGGGUCAUGCUUUUGACUCUCUAUGUGGUUCUCAUCAAUAAGUGUGGCAGGCGGAAGAAAGGACAACAGUAUGACAUGGUGCUUGAUGUAUGAUCUCAUGCUGAUGUUUGUGCUCACACAUGCAGACACACACUACACCUUAGCUCCUUCAGGGGCUGUACAGUAUUGUGGCAUCGACUCUGCCACCAAAGGAGACAUAUCACUGCUGCUGGGACUUGAAUACAAACAUUUUAUGGGUUUAUUUUUUAUUCUGCCAAAGUCAAAUGAUCCAUCAAUAAGAAGAAACUCAGAUUUAACCUGGUAUCUCUAUGAACACGGGAUGACGCCUUUGCCUGCGCACUUUUUCCUUCCUGUGCACCACCUGACAGUGUUUGCUCUAUAUACCUCACUGGUCAUGCUUCAUGUGGGUGAUCAUGGAAGAAACGGAUUUCGGAAACUCAAGGGAAAGUUCUUUCAACCUAUACAACCUAACUUAUGGACUCAUAGUUAAUUUUUUUCUUUUAUCUUAGAAAAGAUUUUUGUCUUUAACUCUACCAAAGGAAAUCUUAAGGCCGCUGAUUAUGCUGUAUUUUGAUGUAAUUGUACUGUGUUUUGAAAUUUUAUAUGCCAACUUUUAAAAACAAUUUCACUUCAUAUUUUAUAUUUUACUUCUCUUCAGAAAUACACUUGUUCUUCUUUUUUAUAAUAAAAUAGGUUCUAAAAAAUUCAUACUAUAAAAAAUAACCUGCCCAAAAUGUGAAACUUGGAUGUUGACGAAAGAAUAAAAUAUUUCUGUCUUCCUCUACCUUU